GGGGCGCUUGAUUUCAGACCAUUGAGUUGUCUAUUGUAGAACUCACGUUCUGCUCAUUUUGGAUUGUUCUUUUCGCCGUGUGCUUUCUUUCAUCUCUAGGCUACUGUCCAUUUGCGUCCAUCCAAAAUGGCAACAAGAAUCGAUAAAGAGGCUUGCAGGGAAGCGUAUAACCUCGUCAGAGACGAUAACACGGAGAUAAACUGGGCAGCGUUUAAAUAUGAGAGAGAGAGAGAGAGAGAGAGAGAGAGAGGGGGAUAUACACACACACACACACACAUGCACAAACACACAGAUAAACGCAACACACAGCAACAACAACAAACUCAUAAAAAAGCACAUUGAGACACACUCAGACAUAUGCCUACAGUCCUAUCCUCAGCCCUCUCACCUGUCAGGUCAUGGUUGAUUAUCUACUGUACUGUGCAUCAUCUCACUCUCAUCUCAGCUGCGCCACAACGUUUAGAACUAUCUCAAUCUGGGGUGCUGUGUUUGUGUUACAACUGGAAAAGACGCGUUACUGUACUGUAUGUCAGAAGGGCAGAAUGAUUCUCUUUGUCUCUCUGAUUGGACUUAUCAUCAUUGUGCUUUUACUGUAUCUUCCUCUGUGGUUGUAGUCCAAACAUGCAUCAUUGGUCAAUAGAGGUCUUUCCUGCCCAGCGGUCUCAUCUCCCAAUCCACCGCCAAGGUAUACCCCACUGUGUUUACUGCCUUAAUCUCCCAUGGAGAGAAGGGCAUCAUGGGAGUUGUGUGUGUUUGUGGACACUACACUGUUAUUGGCUAUCCUCCACUCGGGGGGGUGGGACUAAGAUUCGCCUAUGGAACACAAACCAAUAGGGCAGGGCUGUAGCACUGUCAGUCGGCCCAACCCAGGAGCAGCCAUCUCUCUGGUGUAGCCUCUUUUUAUUUGGAUUAAACCCCAAAAAUGAAUGUUUUUAUUUUCUCUAAGAGUUUAACCUUUGAUUUAUUCUUGAGAGCAAUGUUAUGUAGGAGAUUCACAGAGACAUUUAAAAACUGAACUGGGCACACGAUCAAUCAUUUCUGAAUAAAACCGUUUUUGUUUUUUUUCC
This is a messenger RNA of Salmo salar (Atlantic salmon), 1067 nucleotides long. RefSeq names its product coactosin-like 1 (Dictyostelium). Lineage: Eukaryota; Metazoa; Chordata; Actinopteri; Salmoniformes; Salmonidae. The record is from RefSeq and is marked provisional.